AUGCGUCACAUGAGAUUUCAUACUGAUGAACGUCCUUUCUCUUGUGAUGUGUGUCACAGACAUUUUCACACAAAUGAACAUUUGAAAGCACAUUAUGUGAUUCAUACAAGUGAUGUGAAAAUGUGUUACUCGAAAAGGGGUCAAAGGAAGAUGCACAUUUGUCCAUAUUGUUCAUACUCAUCCAAUCAGAAAACUAAUCUGAGGCGUCAUUUACGGGGUCAUACUGGGGAGCGUCGAUUCCAGUGUGGAAUGUGUGGCAAGGGAUUCACAGAGAAACAUAAUUUGCAAGCACAUAUUGUGAUUCAUACGGGAGAGUCUCCUUUUAAAUGUGAUGUGUGUAACAGAGGAUUUGGAAUUAAAAGUAGACUUACUGCCCAUAUGAUUACCCAUCUUCGUGUUGCAUUGUCUUCCAUAAAAGCAGGACAACUCAAGUUGCAUAGAUGUCUUUACUGCUCCUACUAUUCUAACAAAAAAGCAAAUCUGACACGCCACUUAUUGUGUCAUACGGGCGAGCGCCCUUAUCAGUGUAAUGUGUGUGGUAAAGGCUUUACAGAGAAACAAUAUUUGCAAGCACAUAUCUUUAUACACACAGGAGAGUUGCCAUAUAGAUGUAAACUGUAUAUUGCAUUGUCCACUUUAAUGAGUGAGGGCAUCAAAUGGCACAAAUGUUCUCUUUGUUCCUAUAAGUCUCUUCAGAAGUCAAAUCUGAUACGUCAUCAGAGAAAGCACACCGGGGAACGACCUUUUCGCUGUGAAGUGUGUGGAAAAGGUCUCGCUUCAAAACAGUAUUUGAAAGUACAUUAUUCAGCCCAUAGCGGAGAGUUGCCAUUUGAAUGUAUUGAGAUUUCUGCUGUAAUAAAAGAUGGUUUCAAGUGGCACAGAUGUCCUCACUGCGAGUACGAGUCUCACAAGAGAGCAAAUGUCGUACGCCAUCUGCGGUGUCACACUGGGGAGCGCCUAUUCUCCUGUGAGGUUUGUGGAAAAGGUCUCUCUUCGAAACAGUACAUGAAAAUUCAUUUAUUAACUCACACGGGAGAACUACCUUUUGAAUGUAAAGUGUGCAGCAAAGGAUUCCGUACAGCACAAAGGCUUUCUACACAUAUGUUUAUUCAUGAUACAAAUUAUCAUAAGUAUGCAUCAAACUAUGAUAUCUAA
Molecule: messenger RNA, 1155 nt
Organism: Parasteatoda tepidariorum (common house spider)
Lineage: Eukaryota; Metazoa; Arthropoda; Arachnida; Araneae; Theridiidae
Source: RefSeq, a predicted model, not a curated record